CACAACACAACCUUGAAAUUAGGCAAUAGCUGACGGAAAGUCGGAAAUUUUGGUGUUUGUGUUAUUUCUUGUGAAAUCUGACUCAUUAUUAAUCUGGCGACGUUUCUCUUUGAUUAACAAUAUCAAUAACUAAAUAGGAAUCAGCAGAGAGCAUUCAUAUACGAGAAAGUAAUAAGUAAUACGGAAAGACACAAGUUAACCGCAAGUCAUUUACUGUCAUUGAAAUAACCAUAUAAUGACACAUAAUUUACCUGACAAUCUCUAAAUCAAUCAGCUGUCCAGGUAGACAAAAGCGUUUAAAAGAUCUCACAAAGAUUUUAUUUUUAAAAAACAUUAGAAAUCAUUUAUUGAGUUUUUUGAUGACGUAACAUACCGAGCAAGUCACGAUGGCAGGUUUCAGCGGUGUGUUGAAGCUCACGGAUUUAGACGAUUUUAUUGCCCCUUCACAGGAAUGUAUAAAGCCAGUGAAGGUGGAGCAGAAGGCAGGCCGAGGCGUCAUCAAAAUUGAAAAUGACAAGGCAGAUGACCCACUAGAAGAGCCAAAGUAUGAAAAGGCCAAGAUUACUCUAAAUGACUGUCUAGCGUGCAGUGGCUGCAUCACGUCGGCCGAAGUGGUCCUGGUCAGCCAGCAAAGUCAUGAAGAGUUUUACAGAGUCCUGGCAGAAAACAGCAACCUCGGUGAAGAGGAAAGACGCACAGUAGUUGUAUCCCUUUCCCCGCAGUCAGUGCUUUCAUUAGCUGCUAAGUUUGGACUAAAUGCAGAUGACUGUGCUCAGAAAUUAACAGGAUACCUUAAGGGCCUCGGUGUCCAUCAUGUCUUCGAUACAAACUUUGCCAGGAGCCUCAGCUUAUUAGAGGCACAGAAAGAAUUCAUAGAGAGAUACAGGAGGAAAGAUUCAGAUCCAAAAGCCUUUCCUAUGCUUGCAUCUGCCUGUCCAGGUUGGAUCUGUUAUGCUGAGAAGACACAUGGGUCCUACAUUCUGCCUUACAUUAGCAGCGUUAGGAGUCCACAGCAAGUUAUGGGGGCUCUUGUAAAGGACCUGUGGGCUGCAAAAAAUAAGAUAUCUCCAGAAAAAGUCUACCAUGUUACAGUGAUGCCUUGUUUUGACAAGAAGUUAGAAGCCUCGAGAGAUGACUUCUACAGUGAGCUAUACCAGACCCGUGAUGUUGAUUGUGUCAUCACAUCAGUGGAAGUGGAGCAAAUGCUUCUGCGGGACCAAGUUGAUCUGUCUGCUGUCACCCCGUCUCCCCUGGACACUGACCUCAGUUCUGGGCCAAAGUUGACGUCCCACGAAGGCUCUGGCUCAGGUGGAUAUGCACACCACGUCUUUAUCAGCGCGGCUAAGCAGUUGUUUGACAAGGAUUCAAAUCAGUUGGAGUGGAAGACAAUGAGAAAUGUGGAUUUCCGCGAGGUGACGUUGGAAGUGGAUGGUGAGCCGGUUCUGCGUUUUGCCUUGGCCUACGGGUUUAGGAACAUCCAGAACCUGGUGCAGAAAGUGAAGAGGGGGAAGAGCCCGUAUCAUUACGUUGAAGUCAUGGCAUGUCCUUCAGGCUGUCUCAAUGGUGGAGCACAAGUCCGUCCAGAGAGUGGCACGUCAGCAAAGGAAUUAGUGGCCAAGUUAGAGGAAGCAUAUACUUUACUUCCGACUGUCAACCCUUCCGAAGAUCCUAAAGUACCUGCCUGUUACUCAGAGUGGCUUGGCGGUCCUACCUCAGAGAAAGCACAGAAGUUGUUACACACCCAGUAUAAGGCAGUUGAAAAGUCCACAAAUGUACUUGGUAUUAAAUGGUAAACAGGUUGAUUAUGUUAUCAAGAGUCUAUCUCAUAGUGGGAGCUGUAAAUUAUUUGUUAUUUUAUAAAUAAAAUGAUGUUAAUCAU
This is a messenger RNA of Penaeus vannamei (Pacific white shrimp), 1879 nucleotides long. RefSeq names its product cytosolic Fe-S cluster assembly factor narfl. The record is from RefSeq and is a predicted model, not a curated record. NCBI's taxonomy places the organism in Eukaryota, Metazoa, Arthropoda, Malacostraca, Decapoda, Penaeidae. Gene Ontology annotation, biological process: iron-sulfur cluster assembly. Gene Ontology annotation, cellular component: cytosolic [4Fe-4S] assembly targeting complex.